This is a messenger RNA of Oncorhynchus kisutch (coho salmon), 2478 nucleotides long. Its product is annotated as claudin-4-like. Lineage: Eukaryota; Metazoa; Chordata; Actinopteri; Salmoniformes; Salmonidae. Gene Ontology annotation, molecular function: structural molecule activity. The record is from RefSeq and is a predicted model, not a curated record. Gene Ontology annotation, cellular component: membrane; bicellular tight junction. The coding region runs from base 1277 to 1912 and encodes 211 amino acids. The transcript has a single exon.
GUCCCGUGGGGCUUGUAGGGAUUGUAGAGCAAAAAUGGAGAAGUCUCAUCUUUCCAUAUUAGUUUUGUAGGCCAAACCGUUCGGACGCUACUGACAUUUUCGUGAGAAGGUCAAUUUUAGGGAUGUCUCAUGGGCUGACAAACACCGCUGUAGCUCGGCCACCUUCCACCGCAGAUGCAGAAGGUCGACAUAGGCGGAUGUGGCUGAUUGAGACACAGCCAGUGCAAAAAAAAGAUAUCUCUAGCUAAAACUGAUGGAUUUUGAUGGGGUGCGUCAAUAGACUCUUAAGGAUUUUAAGGGAUCAACAUCUUUUAGUUACAUAAUGACGUAACUGGUAAUUUCUGUUUAUUUUGGCGAUAGAAUGGUUUCUCAUAAGCUACCUCAUAUCUCCUCUCUCCAAAUAUACAAACAUCCCACUGGGCACACACUGGUUGAAUCUACGUUGUUUCCACGUAAUGUCAAUAAAAUUAGGUCCGUUGAACCAACGUGGAAUAGAUGUUGAAUUGACGUCUGUGCUCAGUGGGAUAGUUUUGAGAUUCUAAACUGUAAUUCAAAUCGGUUGUUUAAUUAGAUUACCAACAGCUUUCUUUAAAAUUAAGGUCUCUUAAAUCUGAACCGGCUUAAAGGCAAUGUUCUGUAAUGUGUUUAUUUAAUGUAUUGGUUUAUUACAUGAAAGAAAUGGGUUCAGGAUCAAAACCAAGAAAACAGAAAGUGAAUAUAGGCCUAAACUUACUUCUGGCUAUGACAAAUCACAAUUCUGGUGUUAUUAGCAACUUGACUAGAGGAAAAAAUUGUUGCAAUAAACAAUGUCAUCAUGAAAACUAGUAGCUUCGAACUUCCGGGCCAUGACUAAUUCAGGUGGUAUUGUUGACAGUUUAUGUCUCUACUAUAACCUGUGGGCAGACAGGCCUAACCUCCCAGCUAUCCAGCAUUCACUACAGAGGCAUUGUUUGAAUGGACAAAUUACUAUCUCUUCACAGGUCUUGUUUUCGUUAGCGUGUCUCAUCGAAACCGGUCGUCAAUCACACAUACCGACCGGGGAAGUGAAAGAAUCUGGCCCAGCUUGAAAAUUACCAUGUCAACUGGUUUCAGGUCAGGGGGGAAAAAGUUGACUCCACCCUUUCAGGAGCAGACAGAUCCAUAUAACUUCAGGGGAUGUGAUUGAGCCAUUAGUUAACAACGAUUACAACCAAGCUGAGCUGACCUGCGGUUGACUCUCCUCUACAACCUCUGCCCCUAGCUUGAUUGAUUUUACAACAAAAAAGAAGUCUUCAAAAUGGUGUCGAUGGGAAGACAGAUGCUGGGCUUCGUCCUGGCUAUCAUCGGGUUCCUGGGGACCAUCAUUGUGUGUGCCCUGCCUAUGUGGAAAGUCACAGCUUUCAUCGGAGCCAACAUCGUGACUGCUCAGGUCAUCUGGGAGGGCUUGUGGAUGAACUGUGUAACCCAGAGCACGGGACAGAUGCAGUGCAAGAUCUACGACUCCCUUCUGGCCUUACCCCAGGACCUGCAGGCUGCGAGAGCUCUGAGCGUCAUCGCCAUCAUCGCGUCAUGCUUCGGCAUCCUCCUGGGAAUUGCUGGAGGAAAGUGCACCAACUUUGUGGAGGAUGAGGCUUCCAAAGCUAAAGUAGCCAUUGCCAGCGGGAUCAUCUUCAUCGUGGCUGGCGUCCUCAUCCUCGUCCCUGUCUGCUGGUCCGCCAACACCAUCAUCAGGGAUUUCUACAACCCCCUGCUGGUCGAGGCCCAGAGGAGGGAGCUGGGGGCCUCGCUAUACAUCGGCUGGGGCACCGCAGGGCUCCUGAUCCUGGGAGGGGGGCUCCUCUGCAGCUCCUGCCCACCCAAGGAGGAGCGUGACAACUACCCAGUGAAGUACUCACAGGCAAGAUCCACAGCUACCAGCAGAGCUUACGUCUGAGCAGGAAACUGUUGAAAGAGAGACUAUAAAUUAUUUGAUUACCUUUGGUAAUCCUCUGUGAAUUGAAAAUACCCUGCAAGACUUGGCAUUUUCAAGUGUUGUUCUUCUGCAUUUUACAUUUUGAAAGUGAUGUGAAAUCAAAACAGAAUGAAUCUAUGAAAACAAAUUUACUGAGUACUUUAGGACUGCAAGAAAAAGACAAGACAGAACUCUUGCCCAUAAGAGAAGUAGUGUGACUGUAUAUGCUGCAUGUAGAGAUCAUCUCAACAAUCAAGAUAGGGAUGACUGAAGUGAAUUGAAGCCAUUCCCAUAACCCUAACUUCUCUUUUGCUGUAUAAGGACACUGUACCAGAAUGAUAAUAUUGAUAUUCAUGUAAGAACAUGGGCCAUAUGAUUUGAGAGUUAAACCAUAGGUACAGUAUAUAUGUAUGAUUCACUUGUCAUAGCUUUGUACUGUAGAUCACAGUAUGUUUUGCAAACAUACAAUAUAUGUUCAUUGAUUAUGUCUAAAGAACUUGUUCAAUUGCUAACUUUAUUUUUCUAUAAAACAUUUCCAACAAAGUUUA